Messenger RNA from Microthlaspi erraticum, 918 nucleotides. Lineage: Eukaryota; Viridiplantae; Streptophyta; Magnoliopsida; Brassicales; Brassicaceae. The record is from the annotation of a GenBank genome assembly.
AUGAAGAUGUACCCAAAAUCUGACUCAGACAUGACAAGCCCUGACCUAUCAUCAUCAUCACCAAAACGUCCCACUUACUACGUUCAAAGCCCAUCUCGUGACUCCGACAAGUCUUCCUCCGCUGCCUUAACUCAUCAAACCACUCCCUCGGAGUCUCCGUCACACUCACACCCAUAUUCGUUUGCUAGCCGCGUAUCCAACGGCGGUGGCGGAGGAUUCCGGGGGAAAGGACGUAGGAAAUAUCACCGAGGAAGAUGGUCGCCGCCGGCUGAUAAAGAUGAAGUUGGUGGUGAUGGACAGUACGAGGAUGCUUAUGGAGACAACAACAGAGGAAUCUCAAUCGCUACUUGUAGAUUUAUUCUAGGAGUUGUUGCGACAUUGACACUCUUUUUUCUUAUCUGUUCUGUUCUCUAUGCGGCUUCUCAAUCCUUCUCUCCGAUCGUCUACGUCAAGGGUGUGAAUGUGCAUAGUUUUUACUACUGGGAAGGUUUAGACAGCACAGGAGUUCCAACAAAGAUCAUCAACAUCAAAUGUUCAAUGGAGAUCACAACACACAAUCCUUCGACAUCUUUCGGCAUCCACGUCAGCUCCUCUGAUUUCAAACUCAUCUACUCUCGUCAAUUCACACUUGCCAUUGCUCCGUUAAAGAGUUAUUACCAACCAAAAGAGAGUAACCACACGUCUAGAAUCAACCUCGUUGGCUCCAAUGUUCCACUCUAUGGCGCAGGAGCCGACUUAGCUGAUUCAGACCAUAACGGUGGAGUUCCAGUGAAGUUGGAUUUCGAGAUCCGAUCACGUGCUAAUAUUGUCGGAAACAUGGUCAAGUCUAGGCAUCGGAAACACCUAUCUUGCUUCUUCUUUAUCUCCUCCAACACCACCAAAUUUGUAAAAUUCACCAACAAGACUUGUAGUUACUAA